Schistosoma margrebowiei is the source of this 632-nucleotide messenger RNA. The record is from the annotation of a GenBank genome assembly. Lineage: Eukaryota; Metazoa; Platyhelminthes; Trematoda; Strigeidida; Schistosomatidae.
UUUUAAUGUACUCUACUAGGCCAUUAUAUCUGUCUCUUUUCAAGUGGAAAUUAUUUAUCGACGUCGUGUUUCAGUAGAUUGCUGAUAAUGAUGUUUAUUGCAUUUGCAUUAUUUUCCAGCUUGAUUCUUAGCACACACGCUGUGACACUGGAAGAGGGACUUAAGAACCCUUCCAAAUAUGUUCGUUAUGACACAGCUCCUAAUAAUACCUGGAUUCAUGCUCUGAUUUCUCUUUGCAUAACGUACGGUACGCUUACUGGAUUUAUACUCUGCAUACACCUAGUGGUAUACCUUUCAGGAUCAAAGAAGAAUCGUCGUUCUGCUUGAUCUAUUAGAUAAUUAGUAUAGAUGCUAGAUAUAGUUCUUUAUGUUAACAUUGUAUUUCAAUCCACAUAAUUUUCCAAUCCAUCAUACAUUUAUUUGAGGAUAAAUGAGUGUUCUAAUAGCCGAAACAAACAUCAUUUCUCUGAAUUAUUUUAAAAUAUCUCAGUGAAUAAGAAAAUAUGCCACAAAUUAUGGGAGAUGAUGAUUAACUGUAUAAGUUGAAUUUAUAUUUACGUGAUUUGUACGAUUAAAAAUAAUUUUUUUCUCGGAUAAUCUCAGAUAAUGUAUAAAUAUACUUUGUAGACCAA